This is a messenger RNA of Lottia gigantea (owl limpet), 162 nucleotides long. RefSeq lists its product as hypothetical. The annotation marks the transcript as partial. The transcript has 3 exons. NCBI's taxonomy places the organism in Eukaryota, Metazoa, Mollusca, Gastropoda, Lottiidae. The record is from RefSeq and is a predicted model, not a curated record.
UUAUAUUAUCACCUACUAAUCUCUCACCAGUGUAAGUAUCAUAAUAUCAUAAGGUUAGUUUUAUAUCAUCACCUACUAAUCUCUCACCAGUGUAAGUACCAUAAUACCAUAAGUUUAGUUUUAUAUUAUCACCUACUAAUCUCUCACCAGUUUAAGUAUCAU